UGGGGCCGGUGUUGUGUCACGUGAGGUGUCUCUUCUAAAAACAUGGCCACAACUAAAUAGCACAGAACAAAACAGCAUCCGACUGACUGUCGUCUGUCUGCUAACACGCUUCAUUAAGCAUAGGAAAACAUGGUGGACCUAAACGUCGCCCCGCUUGUUUGUUCUCGCCUCGUAACGUUUCUCUAGUCCCACUUCAUGAUGCCCGAAACCGCCGCUGAACCGUUAGCUUAAUGCUAGCUAGCUGUCAACUGCUACAAACGGAAUCCUUGUGGGAGACAUCAAGGUGAAUGCAGCAGGACACUUUGCGACUGUUAACAAGCAUCAGAAACUCACCAUGGAUUGGCUGAUGCACGCCGUCGAGAAGGACUUGGGGGUUGACCGGCGGCAGCAAGGCCCAGGUCCCCGUGCCAGGGAGCUCAUUGCCCUUGUUCCCACACGCUGGGUGACCAGUCUGAGGGAGAUGAGGCUCAUGCGCUGUGCCCGCUUCGAUAGUAUCAGCGAGCCGGAAAUCCGCACAUACCUUCAGUGUUCCCAGGCAAAGUUGCCCCCUGGCUGGACACGAGUGUGCAUUCAGGGUCUGAGGAAAAGCAAGCUCGGCUACAGAUUGGCCAGAGACCCAUGCCAUCAGCAGACGGAGUUCACGUCACAAGAGUCUUAUGUCAAAACCAUGCAGUAUGUGUCGCAACAUAAUGUCAGGAAUCUGUGGCGUGACGCUCAUUCCAAACAUGUGCAACCCUAUUCAGGAGCCAAUGAGCAGAUGCAUAUUGCAGCUGUAGAUGCAGUGCGUCAGGCAUUACAGAAGCUCUUCAAUUCCCCAUUCAUCUCAGCUGACAGAAUGUCACCAUCUCUUUCCCCGGCUAGAGAGAAGGAGAAAGAAAACAACUUGUCAUCCGGUUCAUUGUGCUUUUCAAAGUCCCAGCCGGACCAUCCUUGUCCCAACGUUCUGCCUGCAGAUUGUCUGCUGGAGACAGCAGAGAUGCUCUACGUUAUUCUACCCUAUACUCAGUAUUCACUCCAUGAUAUUGUCUCCUUCAGCCCAGCCAAGCUCGCAAACAGCCAUGCCAAAGUGUUGUUCAUUCUGUACCAGGUACUAAUAGCCCUGCAGGGAUGUCAUGCGUCAGGUCUGUCUUGUGGAGAGCUCUCGCUGAUGGACAUAGCUGUAGAUGAGCAGCUCUGCAGCCGUCUCAAGCUCAACCUAGCCCAUUACGAGGAACUGGGUCCGGAAGGGGAUGCAAUCAGCGAUGUUACAGGCAAACGAGUGCCAAAACCUGUCCUGCCAAGGAGCAAGUCAUGUGUGAGCCAAGGGAACAAAAGACUUUGCAAAGACUGCUUUGAUGAGCUUAAGAAGUUGGUUCUGGACUGGGUCCACGGGCGAGUCAGUAACUUCCGCUACUUGAUGGAACUGAACAGGUUGGCAGGACGGCGUGAAGGUGACCCUAAUUAUCACCCAGUGCUGCCAUGGGUGGUUGACUUCACUGGGCCAUUUGGAAAAUUCCGAGACCUGAGGAGGUCAAAGUUCAGGCUCAACAAAGGGGAUAAGCAGCUGGACUUCACAUAUGAGAUGACCAAAGAGGCUUUGGCCGCUGCAGUGGGUAAUGGGGUGGGUGUAGGUGGUGUAGGUGGGGACCUUGGUGGCUCCGGAGGUGGCGGUGGUGCUGGACCUUCUGACCAUCUCCAUGUACCUCAUCACAUAUCUGACGUUCUCUCAGACAUAACCUACUACGUCUACAAAGCGCGACAAACGCCCAAGUCGGUGUUGUGCAGCCAUGUUCGAUCCCAGUGGGAGCCCAACGAAUACCCAGCCAGCAUGGAGCGCAUGCAGUGCUGGACCCCCGAUGAGUGCAUUCCAGAGUUCUACACAGAUCCCUCCAUUUUCCGCUCGAUCCACCCCGACAUGCCAGACCUGGAAGUGCCUUCCUGGUGCAAGUCGUCUGAAGAGUUUAUUGAGGUGCAUCGGCGCCUCCUGGAGAGCAGAGACGUGUCCCAAUACUUGCAUCACUGGAUUGAUCUCACAUUUGGCUACAAGCUGUCUGGUAAAGAAGCUGUCAAGGCCAAGAACGUAUGCCUGCACUUGGUUGACAACCACACCAAUCUGACUACCUACGGCGUAGUUCAGCUGUUCGACCAGCCCCACCCACCACGCCAAUCUCCAAGUCAGUACGCCCCAGCAGAACCUCCAGUCCUUGGCCUUGCUGCUCUCAAUGUGCCUUCGUUACACAUCCCUCAAACCGACACCGUAGCUGACUCUGUGGAUGGACUGGUGCCGGAGUCAACCGGGUGCGAGUCGAGUGGCUGGACCAUGGUAGACAGGGAUGAAGAUCUGGAACAAGGCAUGGAAGCCCUGGACUCGUUAGCGUCUGCCGGCUCAUCCGGCUCUGCUUCCUGCUCUGUGCCAAUGCCCGGCGUCGGUGCGGCAGGAGGAAAGAUGGGAGGAGAGCACACAGGGCAUAUCACGUCGCAGUCCCCGAGUUCGUUCUCCGGGGAAUUUGCGAGCGGCGCGGGCCCUGGCUUACGCGGUGCCAUGUUACAGAGAGGCGGGCCGACCAACAGAAAGCACACGGAGGGCACUGUGUCUGCCACCAAUGCCGAGGAAGUGAAGAUCCUCCUCCCUGAAGGCUUCAACCCGCUGCAGCCUUUGGAUGAGCUGGAGAGGUUGAACAAUUUCCUGGUGAAGAGUCUGCGCGCCGAAGUGGGGCCUCCUGACUGCACGAGGGACGGCGUCACCGUUGAAUCGCUUCCCUCUCUCACACGGCUCUAUCAAAGGGACAUGCAGGCCCUCGGCGUUGUCAUCGCCGAGAUGUUCUACCCCGCUAAGCUGAGGGGACUGAAACCCGGCACCCCCCUGAGACAGCGGUUCCAGGCUGUCAUGAAGCUGUGCUCGGCCAGCCUGCGCGAUGUGCCACUGUCAUUGCAUUACGCCCUAAAAACACUGCUGCUAAUUGAGAAGCACUCUGGAACGGCACAAACAGAAGAACCAGAUUGCCCCCGCCCACUCCUUUUCAGAUACGAACCCAUCUGGGAUGGUCUCCCUCCCCCAAACCCCUGCCAGCUACUGAACUCGAUCAUCUCGCCCUUUCCUUUCCCUCCCUACUUUGCACCCCUUCAUCGUUUUAUCUUUUCCUACCACGCCACCAUGGAGACCACGUGCGGUCUUCAAGGUAGAGAGGUUGUCUUCCAGCUGUGGCAGCAGCUGGAGACACUGUUGCGGGGGAACAUCACGGCCGAGGGCCUCGAGAUCCUCUUACCCUUCAUUCUGGCCCUCAUGCUUGAGGAGUCCACUGCAGUUUAUGCUGCCUGGUACCUUUUCGAGCCCAUCUCUCGAGUGCUGGGUCCCAGAAAUGCGAACAAGUACUUACUGAAGCCACUUGUUACCGUUUAUGAAAACCCUCACUGCCUGCGUGGACGCUUCUAUCUCUACACAGACUGUUUCAUUCUGCAGCUAAUAGUGAGGCUCGGCCUGCAGGCCUUUUUGUCCAGCCUACUCCCCCAUGUGCUGCAGGUCCUCACUGGCUUCGAGAGCUGCCUCUCCAGCUCUAGGGAGGCUUGCAAAGGGCUGAGGGACGGCACGUGUAACCUAAGAGAGGAAGAGGAAGAGGACUUUCAGUGUGGCGAGGUGCGGUCGGCUUCCGGGUCGGUCAGCGCAAAUAUGGGAGGUGGCAGCGGGGCCAGCGGAGGAGUCGGCGGGGUGGGGGACACUGGGAUGGUCGAUUACUCCUCUGGCGUCAGUCUCAAUGACCAAGUGUUCAUGUCAGAGGCAGAGGAGUUUCAGAACGGGUUCUAUGUAAACAGUGCAGCAGGGGCGGCUUCUGGGAAACAUCAGAGCCAGAACUCUGCCGCCAGGGAUCAAGACCAGGAGUCUCAGAGCGUGGGGAAACUAAGCGACAAAAGCAGCACAAGUGAGCUCUCGUUGGGUGAUGGGGACUCAAUGAGGGACCGAGCCAGUCUCAAAUCGUCCAACAGCAGCCAGGACCUGAAACAGGCAAGUGAGGGAGAGGAGGGAGGAGAACUGGAGACAGAGGAGGUGACUGGGGCUAACGGGGGUCGAAAGGGGACGGAGGACCCUGCCACUGCCAGCCCGGGACUAACGCUCUCUGGCUGCACUGAUGCUUCAGGAGCUACAACGGCCACUCUGCAGGGGCACUUUGUGAACGGAAUGGCACCGGAAGAGACUGAGAAAGGCGUCGUGGGAGAGCAGGAGGAGGAGGACCACGAUGCAUCUGACGAGUCCGGGGAGAAAGAGCAAAAGAUUCUUCUAGAUACAGUCUGCAAAACGGUCCGGUGGCUUUCGGCAACGCUCGGACCUACGGUGACUUCUCGAUACGUCGCCAGGAAUUUGCUGAGAUUGCUCACAAAUUGUUACAUUGGACUUGACAAACAUCAGUUUGUGUCCGUGGCAUCUGAGGAGAGCAGGCAGGAGAGUGUGGGAAUGGGCAGCGUUUAUGAGAAGAAACCGGUGGUUGGUGACCAGACAGCCGGACCCGUGUUAGAGUGUCUCAUCUACAUAGCUCAGCUUUAUGGAGAACCUGUGCUAACUUACCAGUACCUGCCUUAUAUAGGAUAUCUGGUUUCUCCACCUUCUUCGCAGCGUCUUAACACGCGUAAGGAGGCAAGUCUGCUUGGAGCUGUUGCCCUUACGCAGAAGAUCAUUGUCUUUCUCUCCGAUACCACACUUAUGGACAUGCUAAUGAAGAUCAACCAAGAUGUGCUCCUCCCUCUGCUGGAUUUGCUGACCUCCCCUCGCAUGGGGUUCCCCAGCGGGGUGCAGACACGCACCGCCGUCUGCCUCAAGACACUCAGCCUGAUGGCUCUCAUCUGUCUGCGCAUCGGGAGGGAGAUGGUGCAACAGCAUAUGGCCGAAACUCUGCGUCGCUUCUUUGCCGUUUUCUCUCUGCUGCAUUUUCUGCAGGCCCAGCUGGACAGCGCCCCUUGUAGAGUUGUGGGAGAAGUCACAGUCGUGGACGUCUGCACCCCUGAAGAGACAAAUGUGACGUAUGAGUUGGCGGUGUUAGAGGAGCUACAGACUGUAUUCAACCCUGAGAUGGCCCAUGCCUCCUACAUCCCCUUCUACUGCCUCAUAGGGGACAUGGCAAUACGGAAACUGGUUCCCAACCACGAGCUGGUCUGGCAGUUAGCCCAGUCCUACCACCAGAGUUUGCACCAAGGGAGUUCAGAGACGUCCACGGCGGAGGUAGCCCCGUCCUCCACCAACGUCCCCUCUGGUUUUGCCAGACCUAUCGGCUGCAACCCAUUCCCUGCACCCUCGACUAGCUCCACCUCGCCGGGAGACUCCCUCCCUGAGUCGGGCACGUUUGGCAGCCACCUGGUAGGAAACCGUAUCCAAGUGUCCCGGGACACCGAUUAUGACAGUAGCCGAAACCUUGGUUUGGCCAACUCUUGGGGACGAUCCAGCCACACCAACACCACCACCAGCACCACCAGCACCACCACCGCCUCCAGCCUCACCACUCCGUCCUUUGGCACGGCUUCCGUCUCUUCCUCCUCCUACUCCUGGGUGAAGGGCCCUACUUCAGAGGACAGUGCACUGAAGCAAGAGCUCCCUCGCAGCGGACGCUCCCUGCAGGGCAACUGGCUGGCCUACUGGCAAUACGAGAUUGGCCUCAACCAGCAGGAUCCACAUUUUCACUUCCACCAGAUACGACUGCAGAGCUUCCUGGGUCACUCGGGCACCACAAAGUGUUUGGCCCCGCUGGCUGGAGAGGAUUACUUCCUCUCUGGAAGUAAAGACAAGACGGUGAAGCUGUGGCCCCUCUAUAACCACGGCGAUGGAACGCAGGAGGUGGAGCCCCGGGUUACGUACAACGACCAUCGAAAGUCCAUCUUCUACGUCGGACAGCUAGAGGCUUUGCAAGAGGUUGUCAGCUGCGACGGAACGGUGCACCUGUGGGACCAGUACACAGGCAAACAGAUCCGCUCGUAUGAAGCCGUGGACGGAAAGAAUCCCAUCACAGCGGUCACCACCAUGCCAGCGCCACACUGCAGUGUGGUGUUUGGCAGUGCGGAUUCUAUUCUACGCUUCAUCGAUCCUCGCAAGCCUGGCCUGCAGCAUGAGUUCCGUCUGGCAUACAACAACGUGAGUGCCGGGCUCAUCCGCUACCUGGCGGUGAGCCCUUCAGGGCGCACCGUGGCUGCAGGUUUCUCGUCUGGCUUCAUCGUUCUGCUCGAUGCACGCACUGGACUUAUUCUAAAGGGCUGGCCGGCCCACGAGGGAGAUAUCCUCCAAAUGAAGGCUGCAGAAGGAAACUUGGUGAUCAGCUCCUCCACUGAUCACACCCUCGCUGUGUGGAAAGAUCUGGAGCACAAGCCUCUUCGCCAGUACAAGUCGCAGUCCGACCCCAUCCACGCUUUCGACCUUUACGGUUCUGAGAUAGUGACCGGAACGGUGGCCAACAAGAUCGGGGUGUACUCCAUGGCCGACAUCUCCCUGAGUCCCGUCAGCAGCACCAAGCUGAGUUCGGAGAACUUCCGUGGCACUCUGACCAGCCUGGCGGUCCUGCCCACCAAGAGGCUGCUGCUGCUGGGCUCUGAGAACGGGGCCAUCCGGCUGCUGGCUUAGGGAGGAUCAAUGGCUAAACACUCGUUGACCCUGAAAGUGUCUUAUUCCUGAAGAACCCAGAUGUCUGAGCUUUCAAAUGCACUGAUUGAACUAUGCAGUAUUUUUUAGAUCAAAUCACUUUUGUUUGUUUGUGUUAGCGUCCGUGUUUCCUAAAGAGUUGUUUCUCAGUAGAUUAUUUGUACGCCAUGAACAAUAAAAGUACAUCCGCUGCUCAGCCGGCUGUCCUGGUGCUUCUGGUCACCGUGGAGACGCUGUCAACUGUCAUGGCUUACUGAUGCAAAGCCUUUAUCCUCCUGCACGAGUAUGGCCUCAAUCGUGACAUUCAGAUCCUCCCCCAGUUUUGGGAUAUUUUUUACCCACUAAUGAAUUACUUGAAUUUGCGUUGCAAUUUUUUUAACCAGGUUUGGAAAUUCUUGAUUUAGCGGUCAGACCCUGUAGCAACGUUACACUGGGAGUGUAUUUAAGCAGGUGCCACUCUGACUGCUUAUGCCAGUUAUUAGACUCACAACUUUACUCGUUUAUGAUAGCUAACACAAACAACAAUGCCAAGAUACACAGUUUUAUAUUUAGUCAUUUAUAUUAAACUGCAUAUAUAUGUAGAGAUCAUGUAAUCAAAUGUUAAUUUACUCUUUACACGUGUAAUGCUAAUGCAUAUUUCGGUAUAGUUGUACGCUCACAAAAAUCAUAAUGAAUCUGAGUCUUCAAAGGACGUUAGCAUCACAUAAUCAAAGCUCUUCCUUUAUAUGAUUUCAUUGCUUUCAUGUUGUAAAGUGCAGUUUGCCUACUUUUCUAAUUAUUUUCCCAGAACUCCAAAUAAUCAGUCAUGUAUAUUUAACCUUUUGAUAUUUAGUAUUUUUUGUAAAAGUAAAAGUUUAAUGAUCUUAAAAGAACAAACAUUUUUUUGAAAAGAAGCUUUGUACUUGCAUAUUGAUAAUUGGUUGCAAUAGCUGCAGCUAUUUGAACAUUUUUUCCUUGGAAAAACGCUUAUUUAUUAACUGGACAAAUAAAA
Pungitius pungitius (ninespine stickleback) is the source of this 7583-nucleotide messenger RNA. RefSeq names its product WD repeat domain 81 (gene wdr81). Gene Ontology annotation, biological process: aggrephagy. The transcript is spliced from 12 exons. Lineage: Eukaryota; Metazoa; Chordata; Actinopteri; Perciformes; Gasterosteidae. The record is from RefSeq and is a predicted model, not a curated record. Gene Ontology annotation, cellular component: mitochondrion. Bases 335 to 6574 code for a protein of 2079 amino acids. Gene Ontology annotation, molecular function: protein binding; phosphatidylinositol 3-kinase regulator activity.